Molecule: messenger RNA, 1803 nt
Organism: Rosa chinensis
Lineage: Eukaryota; Viridiplantae; Streptophyta; Magnoliopsida; Rosales; Rosaceae
Product: F-box/LRR-repeat protein At4g14103
Exons: 3
Coding region: 1-1803 (600 amino acids)
Molecular function (GO): protein binding
Source: RefSeq, a predicted model, not a curated record
AUGGAUUCGAAAUCAAAACGUCCAGAAGGAGCUGAAGAUAGGAUCAGCCAAUUACAGGACGAUAUUCUUGUGCAUAUACUAUCCUAUAUUCCGACGGUCUAUUCUGUUCGAACCAUGGUUUUGUCUAAAAGAUGGAACAACUUAUGGACCUUCGUCCCCAGCCUACACUUCGACCAACUAGAUAAUCGCAUAGGACAUUAUCGAACUUGGUAUACUUUUGAUGAUUUUGCGAAGUUUGUUGAUGGUGCACUCUCGUUACACAACUCGUCGACAAUCAGAAAAUUUCGUCUUCAUAUUGGACGCAUUCAGCUUAUUCGAGAGGAAGGUGUUUCUCGCAUUCGUGACUGGAUAUGCACUGCCAUGAGGCAUGAGGUCUGUGAAUUUGAUCUUUAUUUUUGCCCUAAUUAUCAGUUGAGAGAGAAGAUAGAGUUGAAUCUGCCUCAAAGAGUUUUCUUGUGCAAAACUCUGGAGGUUUUGAAGGUACAUUCAAAUUGUAUCAACUAUCCUCCUACUAAACCAGGUUACUUUCCAAGCCUCAAGUUCGCCAAAGUUACCGCAGAACAUGGAGAUAAUUCCUCAAUGGGAGAACUUUUUUGUAACUGCCCUGUACUUGAAGAGUUGUCUAUCGAUGCCCAUCUUAUGAAAAAAGAUGUCAAAAUCUGGAUCUCUGCACCUGAAUUGAAAACUUUAAGGACUAGAAUUCUUGUAAAUGAUGAUGAACGAAAGGUGAAAGGGAUUUCUAUCAAUGCUCCAAAGCUUGAAAACCUUUUUGUCUACACUGAUUUGACAAGAUAUAUCUUGCGGAAUGCAAAAUCCCUCGUCAAAGCCAACAUAGAACUCACAGAUUUCGAAGAAAAUUUGAGUCCAGAGCUUUUGAACCGUGCAACUGCUUUACUUGCAGGAGUUUCCAGUGUUGAAUAUUUGCAUAUAUCAGGUCCUAAUUAUGUGGCAUGUUCACUGCCUAAUUUCUGUAAUUUGAAGCAAUUGAAGCUCAUUCUUUUUGGGUGCUCUUAUUUGGAAUAUGUAAUGGAGUUGCUCAAGCGAUCACCUAAGCUUGAAGAUCUUGUCUUAGAUAUUGAUGUCCGCUCAUGGUAUCGUGAAGAAUAUGUCGAAGGAUACGAGCCCUUCAAGCCACCAGAGAUUGUGCCUAUUUGUGUGGUGUCCCACCUUAAGACUGUUUCCAUUACUCACAUCACGGGACAUGAUGAUCAGUUAGGUGUGGUAAAGUAUUUGUUAAAGUAUGGUCAAGUUCUGAGGAAUAUGACUAUAUUCACCUGUGGUGCUCUUCUUUUUAAGACUAGUCAUAUCACAGAAGAGAAGUUCCAGAGGAAAAUUUUGAAGUAUCACAAGAGUUCAAACACUUGUGAGGUUGAAGUUAAGUUUGAAAAUAAGGGGAUAAAUUUUGUCAUCAACGAGAGUAAUGACUUCGAUGUCAUAAUCGAGGCCUGGCAACAGUACUUACGAGUCUUCUUAGCUCCGAGAUUCCAGGGAAGCCUUUUAGGGUUUUGGAAAUUGCAAAGAACAGCUUACUGCCUGUCCGGCGGCGCCCCCACGUCGACUGUGGGUUCCGGCCUCAUAGACGAGUGGCGGGUGUUGUCGAACGGGAUCGUGAGGGCUCAGGGCUCCUUAUCUGGUUUAGGCUUCGUCUUUCCGGGUUGUAUACGACAUUUCUUUCUUCUCGGGAGGCAGCGCAGGAGUGCAGGAUGGGUGGUUGGUAUUCGACGCAGGCUUGGAGCAGGUGGCCUGUGGCCAGAUCGUGGCGGCGGUAUGCCAUGGAUUGUAUGGCGCUGGCUAUCUCUCUGA